AUGGUCGUCACAUCUUCCUGGUCCAACGUCGAAGACGAGGUACUCAAGGCUGCCAUCAGCAAAUACGGUCUGAACCAGUGGUCACGAUGCGCCUCUCUACUCUCCAAGAAGAGCGCGAAACAAUGCAAGUCCCGCUGGGACAGCUGGUUGGACCCGUCCAUCAAGAAGACAGAAUGGUCUCGCGAGGAUGACGAGAAGCUCUUGACCAUGGCCAAACUGCUCCCGACGCAAUGGAGAACGAUUGCGCCCAUCGUCGGACGGACUGCGACGCAAUGUCUUGAGCGCUAUCAGAAGCUCUUGGAUGAACAAGAAGCGAGGGAGUCUGGUGAUCUCGGGCUGGCGGGCCCAGAAGGUGGAGAGGCUGCUGCUCCAUCAGCAGAAGACGUCCGGCGGUUGCGCCCUGGCGAGGUCGACGCCUACGCCGAGAGUCGACCGGCGCGCCCUGAUGCCAUCGAUAUGCAGGAAGACGACAAGGAGAUGUUAUCUGAGGCACGCGCGCGUUUGGCAAACGUCAGUGGUAAGAAGGCCAAGCGGAAGGCCCGUGAGCGACAACUAGAGGAAUCGAGGAGACUCGCUUUGCUCCAGAAGCGACGAGAGCUAAAGGCAGCUGGCAUAAACAUCAAGAUCACUCCGAAAAAGGGCAACCAUAUCGAUUACAACGCCGACGUACCGCUCGAGAAGGAAGUUCCAGCUGGCUUCUUCGACACGACCGAAGAGCUCGAUCGCAACGAGAAACAGCGAGAGGCCUUCGACCCACGUAAGCAACAGCUUGCAAACAAGAGGAAGAUGGAGUCUCAGGAGGACGGCGGAGGGGAUAGGAAAAAGAAGAAGGACGAGAAGUCGGGAGGUCUUGCAGCGUCUUAUGCUAAGGCGGCACAAGCGCAGAAGAUACGAGAAGCAGAACAGAGCAGCAAACGGCGCGCUCUAGUGCUUCCAUCUCCGCAGGUCGGGGAGGCUGAGUUGGAAGACAUUGUCAAGAUGGGUACGACUGGGCAACGCGCAAUCAUGGCGGGUGGCGGCGACAACAUAGCAACCCAGGGCCUGAUCGGAAACUAUACAAACAUUGUUGGCAACACACCCAUUCGCACACCCAUGGCACCCAAAGAAGAAGACUUUGUCGCAAACGAAGUACGAAACGCUCGGAUGCGAACAGAGACGCAGUCUGCCUUACUCGGUGGAGACAACCCAGAUUUUGUCGAGGACGAGGCACCUGCUUCGCUGUCUGGUCCCGUCUCACGCCAUCAGAUUGUAACGCCAAAUCCCAUGGCAACACCAUUUCGACAGGCUAACGGCGGAGUGGGAGCUACACCCAUGCGUCAAGGACCGGGAGCGACACCAAUGCGGACACCUCGAGACACUCUGCGACUGAACGGAGAGGACAGCAGCAUGCAGCUUGUUGGGCAAACACCCCGGGAUAUCAAGCUACGGGAGCAAGCGAAGCGACAAGACUUGAAGAGCAGACUUGCGGCACUGCCAAAACCAAAGGAAGAGAGCUGGGAGUUUGAGCUGCCAGAAGAGCAAGCAGAAGACAUGGAAAUCGAAAUUAGCGAGGAAGAUGCUGCUGAGCGGGACCGGAGAGCUCGAGAAGUGCGGGAGGCACAGGAGGCGGCAGAGUUUGGUCGGCAGACCCAGGUGGUGCAAAAGUUCCUCCCAAGACCAUCACUUGUCGAUAUCGACGCCAUGAUGAAGCGAGCGCUAGACCUUUCGGACCCCAUCGAGCGUGAAAUCGAAACCGAAAUGGCCAAGCUCAUCGCAAACGACGUUAAGAACUUUGGCAACGGCCGCGUAACAGGCACUACACAGCGCGUAGAAGUAAUGUCAGACUCAGCCCUCCGAAGCGCCAAAAUGGAAGUUGCCCUCGAACUCGGCAUGACAAAAGACAAGGACAAGAGGACCUUCUUCUCUGACCUGAACACUGCCUGGUCCACGCUCCACAACACAUGCACAACAAUGCUUCCCGGCAUCGCCGGCUACACCGACGAUGACGACGAAAUCGAUCAGCACCAACUCCUUGUCCAAGCCUUUGACCAAGCGCAGGAAUCUAUUAUUGACGCCGCUCAGCGCGCAAACAAGAUUGAAAAGCGCCUCGCUACCCACCACGCCGGCUACAUGAAGCGCUCUGCCCUUCUCCGCGACAAAAUCGGUGGUGCCUUUGCCGCCCUGGAGAGGAGCAGGAACGACCUUGUUACGGCGCGCACGGCCCUAUAUAGCGAAGAAGAUGCCAUUGCCAAACGCCUGGCUAGUCUGAGACAAGAGGUUCAAUUUGUGAACAAGAGGGAAAGGGAGGCACAAGAUUUGUAUCGUAGGCGGAAGGAGGAGUUGGAGUCGUUGAGUAUGCCCAUGGAGGUUAAUGGAAUACAUUAA
Pyrenophora tritici-repentis Pt-1C-BFP is the source of this 2364-nucleotide messenger RNA. Its product is annotated as REB1, Myb superfamily protein. Gene Ontology annotation, cellular component: spliceosomal complex; Prp19 complex. The record is from RefSeq and is a predicted model, not a curated record. Lineage: Eukaryota; Fungi; Ascomycota; Dothideomycetes; Pleosporales; Pleosporaceae. Gene Ontology annotation, biological process: mRNA splicing, via spliceosome.